GCUUUGCCUCCUGUUCCCAGCUCGCAUGGUUCACUAGGGGCGCCGAGAUCAUCUGAUUCUGGUUAUGAUAAUGAUACAUCUGCUGCAUCAAGUCCACCCACUGAAUCUGCUCGAGUUCCUAUUAUAUCUGUUCUUCACAAUGUGACACAUCCUCCAAUGGCGCCACCUGCUCCUCCAAUGGCGCCACCUGCUCCACCAAUGGCCCAACCUGCUCAAUCUGGCAAACGUCCCCCUCCAUCAUCCACUGCAGCUAGUCCUCCUCCAGUCCUGGCUACAGAUUGUUCAACAGAACCGGAUUAUUCAAUGGCUGCAGAUGUUGGCUCCAGCAAGACUUGGUUUCUCCAGGUAGCAGCAGCCCUUCUGAUUCUACUAUCACUCAUCUAAUGCUCUACCAGAUGAGUUUAUCCCGUCUGUUUCUUGACAUUUGGUGCCACUUUGUUGACAUGUAAUCUCUGCAGUGCAUAGC
Messenger RNA from Linum tenue, 466 nucleotides. Lineage: Eukaryota; Viridiplantae; Streptophyta; Magnoliopsida; Malpighiales; Linaceae. The record is from the annotation of a GenBank genome assembly.